Molecule: messenger RNA, 2830 nt
Organism: Labeo rohita (rohu)
Lineage: Eukaryota; Metazoa; Chordata; Actinopteri; Cypriniformes; Cyprinidae
Product: spermatogenesis-associated protein 22
Exons: 8
Coding region: 1129-2178 (349 amino acids)
Biological process (GO): regulation of meiotic cell cycle; meiotic DNA repair synthesis; homologous chromosome pairing at meiosis
Source: RefSeq, a predicted model, not a curated record
AAUCGGGGCACCAUAUCAGUCCAUUGUAUGGAGAAAAAUGCUGAAAUGUUUUCCUCAAAAAACAUAAUUUCUUUACGACUGAAGAAAGAAAGACAUGAACAUCUUGGAUGACAAGGGGGUGAGUACAUUAUAUGUGAAUCUUUGUUUUGGAAGUGGACUUCUCCUUUAAUUAAUUACCAACUCAAAACUUUCUCAAAACACUUUUGCAGUCUCAAUGUUCAGACUUAGGCCAUGUCACUUUGGUAAUUAAACGUUCAUUUCUUUUCCAUUUACAUCCAUGCAAAACAGAGGAUUUAAAAAAAAAAUAAACACACACAGAUCAUGCUGACAGAUAUAUUUUGUGUAUAUGAAUUCUCUGAGGUGACAAACUAUUGUGAGAAAUCUUAUUUCUGACAGUACCAUACUACUAGGCUAUUUCCAACCAGCUAAUAGACGGAAUUUAAAACUAACAAUAAAACUAAGAUGAUACAGAAAUGUAAAAGAUUUAAACAGAAUAGAACAGGUUCAAAUGCAUCUUUCACCUCAAAAUCUCAGAACACUAAUAAGAUGUUUUGACAGAGCCAUACGUCUCAGGCUGAUUUUUAUUAAACAAUUUUUUUUAAUAUACUAUUUGAAGCUCACAUUUAAACUGUCUGUCUUUAUAUUUUCUUUAAAAAUGCAAUUUUUUACCCUAACCAAACACAGGCUUGUAACCCUAUAUGAAAAUUUAUAAUAAAAUUCGCACCAACGUACAGUUUUGUCUUUAUUAUUUAUACUCGCAUACAUAAUUGAACUAUAGUGUUUUGCACCCACUACUAAUAAAUAUCAAAAAUUAUAAUAAUUUUUUCAUAAUUUUUGGUUUGACUGUAUAGUACGGAAAGAACCACUGAAUCAGUUUUUAAUUCGGACUCUUUGAAACGAACUGUUCGAAGGAACCGAUUCGCGGGUAUGAUUCGGAGUUCACUGAGGACACGCAGAACUCGCGCCAAAACGAAUUCGUCGCAAUAAACAAAAAUGCUGUGAUACUAAAGAAUUAAUAUAAAGUUAAACCACAUACAAGCCUCAGACUACUAAAUAAGAGUUUCCUAUUCGCAUCUUUCUACAUCGUUGACGUCAUUUCGUACUGGCAGUGAGGAGUGGUUUGUCAAGAUGUGGAGGAAUGAAAACCAGAGACCAACCGCAGGCUGUCUCUCCGUGCCUCUGUUUAAUCAAAGGAAGAGGAACAGGCUGCCUUUGACGUCUAAUCCCUCAGAGAGUGAGCUCUUCACUACCAGCCACUACAAUGAGACACAAACCUCCUCCUCCUCCUCUGCUCUUCCCACAUUAGGUCAGAGUGUUCAGUGGAACCAGCGAGCAUAUCUUUCAUCACAGCAAGCCAGCAUGAGAUGUGCUCCUUCACCGGGUGUGGCGGGACGAGGAUAUGCACCUUUACCUCACCCAAAAAAACCUGCCAAUGUCUGGUCACAGACAGGGCAACAGAGGCCUCCAGUGAGACAGGAUUCGAUGCCAGCAGUUGGUUCCCAGCUUCAUGGUGGCUUUCCAAGGAGCAGCUCAGUUUCACACGGCCAGCCCAGAUGGUCCAGCAGCAUCCAGAAUCAACAGUCAUUUCACAUGCCGACAAAUUCCCCCAGACUGCCGUACCGUCCCCAGCAGUGUACCCCUACAGCAGGAAGCACUCGGGACCCUGGUACUCAAAAUAACAGUGGAAAGUGGAACUUCAGGCCUAUUGGACAAUCAGCCAGUGGAAUGUGGGCAAAAGAAAAGAUGGACACCUCAAGUGUCUGGACCACCCCUCAGCAGCAGAAGCCCCCUCGUGAGACAUCACUGCGUGUUAUUACCGCUGUUAUUGAGGGCAUGAAGCACUGGAGCCAGUACAGAAACAGAGUACCAAUGCUGUUUGAGGUGUUUGCUACACUGGACUCUGCAGUUACAGUUGGAGAAUACGGAGCAAAGAAAUUUCUCAUGAGGGAUGGUAAAGAGGUGGUCCAGUGCCUUUACUAUGAAAAUGAUCAGACACUGCCCAGACUGAUCAGAGGUCAGGUGCAUCGCUGCGUUGGAAACUACGACAAACAAAAGGACACGAUGACUUGUGUGUCAGUCCGAGCUGCUUCACUGUCAGAGCAAAGGAAUGCCCUGGAGGCUGUGAGAGCGUCAGAUGCAGAGAUGAGAAAUGUGGUGCUGGCUCUCAGUGAAAUGUGAUGUGGAUCGAGUGAGUAACAGGGGAAAGAUUAAACUAGCACAGACUUUUACUGAAGUUAGGGUUGGUUUUGGUUUAGUUGUGAAGUAGUUAAGAAAUGACCAAUAAUGGUCAUUGAAUAUAAUUUUUGAUUCACUUUGCAGAUUAGAUGCUUUUGUAGAAUUGUAUUUAUUUUAAUUUAUAUGCAUUUAAAAUAUUUAGAAUAUUUUAGUUCCAAUCUUUAUGCAUAUGUAAUCUUGAGUAUUUAGAUGCAUAUAAAUUUAUUUCCUAUGCAGCUAUGUGUACAUGGUUUAUUUAAAUUUGUGACAGUAUUUAUAUGCAUCAUCUUUGAGUUCUAAUUUCUAUGUUAUUAUAUUGUUAGUUGGUGCAUUAAAAUCUAUUUGUAUUUUAUUCCCAAACCUGGGAAAUAUUUACAAGAUUUGUUGGUGUCUUCAUUCAAAAGACAUCAAUUUGCUAAGUUUAUGAAAUGCUUUAUUACAAAGAAGAAACACAUAACAGCAACUUGUUAAGGAUUUCAAAGGUUAAACAAACACAAUGAUGAGGUAACAUCGCAAAAUAUAGCUUUCAAAAGGGAACCAACCAUCAGGAUGCCAUGUUACAGACUUAUUUACAACCAAAACAUCACAGUGGGAAACCCACAGCACUAAUCUACAA